Messenger RNA from Trichomonas vaginalis G3, 435 nucleotides. RefSeq lists its product as uncharacterized. The transcript has a single exon. The record is from RefSeq and is a predicted model, not a curated record. Lineage: Eukaryota; Parabasalia; Trichomonadida; Trichomonadidae. Bases 1 to 435 code for a protein of 144 amino acids.
AUGUUAGAUGAAAUUCAUAGACAAGAACGUGAAGAGCUAGAGAACAAGCUUGAAGCAAAAGACAAAAACAUACAGAAAAGAAUACCACGUUCGGUACCAAAAGGAAAGGAAAAGAACUAUAAGUAUAUGAUUUACACUGAAGAGAUGGAAAAUGAAGAAGACAGAGAUAUGGUUAUGUUGCAUUUAGUCAGAAGAAACAACAAAAGCUUUUACGACUUAGCUAAGAUUUACAAAUCUGACAGAAAUUGGUUCUAUCGCGAAAACUUACCGAUUUCAAUGACACCAAAUGAAGAUGUUAAACAGAUAGUUCAAGAUACGUUACCUCAAACACACUAUGAUAUGAAAGGUUGUACAAUACUUACAUUCAAAGAAGAUUUGCCGCUACUGAAAGAAAAAAUAACAGAGUAUUUUGACAACUUCAAAGAGGAAGAGUAA